Papaver somniferum (opium poppy) is the source of this 1607-nucleotide messenger RNA. RefSeq names its product autophagy-related protein 18a-like. Gene Ontology annotation, biological process: protein lipidation; nucleophagy; autophagy of mitochondrion. Gene Ontology annotation, molecular function: phosphatidylinositol-3,5-bisphosphate binding; protein binding; phosphatidylinositol-3-phosphate binding. The transcript has 5 exons. NCBI's taxonomy places the organism in Eukaryota, Viridiplantae, Streptophyta, Magnoliopsida, Ranunculales, Papaveraceae. Gene Ontology annotation, cellular component: extrinsic component of membrane; phagophore assembly site membrane; cytosol. Bases 38 to 1309 code for a protein of 423 amino acids. The record is from RefSeq and is a predicted model, not a curated record.
UGUCAAACACCUAAACGUGCAGAGAACUCUUCCUUUAAUGGCGACUCCCUCUGCUCAAUCUACUCAUCUCCCACUGCACAACCAUAGUAUACCAAACGAUGUCGAUGAAGAGGAUGUCGAUGAAAUUCCAUUUCCUACUUCGGUUUAUUCAUUAGAUUCAACUUUUUCCACAUUAAAUUCUCAUUCUCAAAGUAAUAACAAUGAUAUCCCUAACCCUAAGAAUUCAACUUCCACAGAUUCUCAAACUUGUUCAUCACCAGUACCGUCUUCUCUUCUUUAUAUUUCCUUCAAUCAAGAUUUUCAAUACUUUUCAGUUGGGACAGAUGAAGGGUUUAGGAUUUUCAAUUGUUAUCCAUAUGGCGAAUCCUUUCGGCGCGAUUUUAAUGGUAGUGGUGGUAUUGGUAUUGUCACUAUGCUCUUCCGUUUCAACAUUCUUGCCUUAGUUGGUGGUGGUACUCAACCAAUGUUUCCUCUUAAUAAGGUCAUGAUAUGGGAGGAUGACAAAAGCCUGUGCACGAAAGAGAUUUCAUUUAGAUCAAAUGUUCGGGCAGUUCGUCUUCGACGUGACCGAAUAAUUGUUAUUCUAGAGCAGAAGAUAUUCAUAUACAAUUUCAUUGAUAUGAAGCUUUUGCAUCAAAUUGAAACGUUCCCAAACCCCAAGGGACUAUGUGAAGUAUCUCAUGUCUCAGGGUCACUACUACUUGCUUUUCCGGGACUUCAGAAGGGGCAAGUUAGGGUUGAGAAUUAUACUUCUAAGAAGACUAAGUUCAUAUUUGCUCAUGAUUCAAACAUUGAAUGUAUGUCACUAACACAGGAUGGGGAGUUGCUUGCUACAGCCAGCUCGAAGGGAACCUUGGUUAGAAUUUUUAAUACUUCAAAUGGAACUUUGUUGCAAGAGGUAAGAAGAGGCGCAGAUCGAGCAGAGAUUUACAGUCUAGCUUUCUCACCUACUGCACAGUGGUUGGCGGUUUCAAGUAACAAGGGUACUGUUCAUGUAUUCAACUUAAAGGUCAAUCAAAACACGUCACUGGGUUCAUCUAGUUCCAAUCCCCCUAUUCCGGCAACUAGUUCACCCUUCUCUUUCAUUCGAGGGGUACUGCCUAAGUACUUCAAUUCAGAAUGGUCGGUAGCUCAUUUUCGGUUUCGUGAAGAUUUGAAGCACAUUGUUGCAUUUGGUGACCAGAAGGAUGCCCAGAGUAACACCAUUGUGAUCUUAGGCAUGAAUGGAAGUUUUUAUCAGUGUCGGUUUGAUCCAGUGGCGGGUGGAGAGAUGACUCAGCUUGAACAUCAUAACUUUCUGAAUUUGUAGCCAGCUUUUCAAAGUAAUACAAAGAUCUAUUGGUAUAUUUAUUUUACUUUUUACUUUCGGUCAUUACUUUUUUCCCAGUUUUUUUAAUUUGAAGGGUUGUUAUUAGUAAGCUGUAAAUAUUUGUCUGUCUAACGAAGUGAAAAGUUUAGGGUUUAGUUAGUAGUUAGAAGCUGCAAGUUGGUACUACAACUACCUGGUUCUGACUUGGUGUUGGGUGUGGGCACAUUUGUAUAUAACAUUAUUGUAUAUAUUAUUUAUGGCAUAUAUAACAAAUAGUUAUUCUGUGUGCUUGAUUCUA